Knipowitschia caucasica is the source of this 7314-nucleotide messenger RNA. NCBI's taxonomy places the organism in Eukaryota, Metazoa, Chordata, Actinopteri, Gobiiformes, Gobiidae. The record is from the annotation of a GenBank genome assembly.
AUGUCACACAGCAUCAAGUCACACCGACGUCUCUGCGGCAGCACGGACACGACCACAGCAUCAAGUCACACCGACGUCUCUGCGGCAGCACGGACACGACCACGACCACAGCAUCAAGUCACACCGACGUCUCUGCGGCAGCACGGACACGACCACGACCACAGCAUCAAGUCACACCGACGUCUCUGCGGCAGCACGGACACGACCACAGCAUCAAGUCACACCGACGUCUCUGCGGCAGCACGGACACGACCACAGCAUCAAGUCACACCGACGUCUCUGCGGCAGCACGGACACGACCACGACCACAGCAUCAAGUCACACCGACGUCUCUGCGGCAGCACGGACACGACCACGACCACAGCAUCAAGUCACACCGACGUCUCUGCGGCAGCACGGACACGACCACAGCAUCAAGUCACACCGACGUCUCUGCGGCAGCACGGACACGACCACAGCAUCAAGUCACACCGACGUCUCUGCGGCAGCACGGACACGACCACGGCCACGACCACAGCAUCAAGUCACACCGACGUCUCUGCGGCAGCACGGACACGACCACGGCCACGACCACAGCAUCAAAGUCACACCGACGUCUCUGCAGCAGCACGGACACGACCACGGCCACGACCACAGCAUCAAGUCACACCGACGUCUCUGCGGCAGCACGGACACGACCACGACCACAGCAUCAAGUCACACCGACGUCUCUGCGGCAGCACGGACACGACCACGACCACAGCAUCAAGUCACACCGACGUCUCUGCGGCAGCACGGACACGACCACGACCACAGCAUCAAGUCACACCGACGUCUCUGCGGCAGCACGGACACGACCACGACCACAGCAUCAAGUCACACCGACGUCUCUGCGGCAGCACGGACACGACCACGACCACAGCAUCAAGUCACACCGACGUCUCUGCGGCAGCACGGACACGACCACGACCACGACCACAGCAUCAAGUCACACCGACGUCUCUGCGGCAGCACGGACACGACCAUGACCACAGCAUCAAGUCACACCGACGUCUCUGCGGCAGCACGGACACGACCACGACCACAGCAUCAAGUCACACCGACGUCUCUGCGGCAGCACGGACACGACCACGGCCUCGACCACAGCAUCAAGUCACACCGACGUCUCUGCGGCAGCACGGACACGACCACGACCACAGCAUCAAGUCACACCGACGUCUCUGCGGCAGCACGGACACGACCACGGCCUCGACCACAGCAUCAAGUCACACCGACGUCUCUGCGGCAGCACGGACACGACCUCGACCACAACAUCAAGUCACACCGACGUCUCUGCGGCAGCACGGACACGACCACGGCCACGACCACAGCAUCAAGUCACACCGACGUCUCUGCAGCAGCACGGACACGACCACGGCCUCGACCACAGCAUCAAGUCACACCGACGUCUCUGCGGCAGCACGGACACGACCACGACCACAGCAUCAAGUCACACCGACGUCUCUGCGGCAGCACGGACACGACCACGGCCUCGACCACAGCAUCAAGUCACACCGACGUCUCUGCGGCAGCACGGACACGACCUCGACCACAGCAUCAAGUCACACCGACGUCUCUGCGGCAGCACGGACACGACCACGACCACAGCAUCAAGUCACACCGACGUCUCUGCGGCAGCACGGACACGACCGCGACCACAGCAUCAAGUCACACCGACGACUCUGCGGCAGCACGGACACGACCACGACCUCGACCACAGCAUCAAGUCACACCGACGUCUCUGCGGCAGCACGGACACGACCACGACCACAGCAUCAAGUCACACCGACGUCUCUGCGGCAGCACGGACACGACCACAGCAUCAAGUCACACCGACGUCUCUGCGGCAGCACGGACACGACCACGGCCACGACCACAGCAUCAAGUCACACCGACGUCUCUGCAGCAGCACGGACACGACCACGGCCACGACCACAGCAUCAAGUCACACCGACGUCUCUGCGGCAGCACGGACACGACCGCGACCACAGCAUCAAGUCACACCGACGUCUCUGCGGCAGCACGGACACGACCACGACCUCGACCACAGCAUCAAGUCACACCGACGUCUCUGCGGCAGCACGGACACGACCGCGACCACAGCAUCAAGUCACACCGACGUCUCUGCGGCAGCACGGACACGACCACGACCACAGCAUCAAGUCACACCGACGUCUCUGCGGCAGCACGGACACGACCACAGCAUCAAGUCACACCGACGUCUCUGCGGCAGCACGGACACGACCACGGCCACGACCACAGCAUCAAGUCACACCGACGUCUCUGCAGCAGCACGGACACGACCACGGCCACGACCACAGCAUCAAGUCACACCGACGUCUCUGCGGCAGCACGGACACGACCACGACCACAGCAUCAAGUCACACCGACGUCUCUGCGGCAGCACGGACACGACCACGACCACAGCAUCAAGUCACACCGACGUCUCUGCGGCAGCACGGACACGACCACGACCACAGCAUCAAGUCACACCGACGACUCUGCAGCAGCACGGACACGACCACGACCACAGCAUCAAGUCACACCGACGACUCUGCGGCAGCACGGACACGACCACAGCAUCAAGUCACACCGACGUCUCUGCGGCAGCACGGACACGACCACGGCCUCGACCACAGCAUCAAGUCACACCGACGUCUCUGCGGCAGCACGGACACGACCACGGCCUCAACCACAGCAUCAAGUCACACCGACGUCUCUGCGGCAGCACGGACACGACCACGGCCUCGACCACAGCAUCAAGUCACACCGACGUCUCUGCGGCAGCACGGACACGACCACGACCACAGCAUCAAGUCACACCGACGACUCUGCGGCAGCACGGACACGACCACGACCACAGCAUCAAGUCACACCGACGUCUCUGCGGCAGCACGGACACGACCACGGCCUCGACCACAGCAUCAAGUCACACCGACGUCUCUGCGGCAGCACGGACACGACCACGGCCGCGACCACAGCAUCAAGUCACACCGACGACUCUGCGGCAGCACGGACACGACCACGGCCUCGACCACAGCAUCAAGUCACACCGACGUCUCUGCGGCAGCACGGACACGACCACGGCCACAGCAUCAAGUCACACCGACGACUCUGCGGCAGCACGGACACGACCACGACCUCGACCACAGCAUCAAGUCACACCGACGUCUCUGCGGCAGCACGGACACGGCCACGGCCUCGACCACAGCAUCAAGUCACACCGACGUCUCUGCGGCAGCACGGACACGACCACGGCCUCGACCACAGCAUCAAGUCACACCGACGUCUCUGCGGCAGCACGGACACGACCACGACCACAGCAUCAAGUCACACCGACGUCUCUGCGGCAGCACGGACACGACCGCGACCACAGCAUCAAGUCACACCGACGACUCUGCGGCAGCACGGACACGACCACGGCCUCGACCACAGCAUCAAGUCACACCGACGUCUCUGCGGCAGCACGGACACGACCGCGACCACAGCAUCAAGUCACACCGACGACUCUGCGGCAGCACGGACACGACCACGACCUCGACCACAGCAUCAAGUCACACCGACGUCUCUGCGGCAGCACGGACACGACCACGGCCACGACCACAGCAUCAAGUCACACCGACGUCUCUGCAGCAGCACGGACACGACCACGACCACGACCACAGCAUCAAGUCACACCGACGUCUCUGCGGCAGCACGGACACGGCCACGGCCACAGCAUCAAGUCACACCGACGUCUCUGCGGCAGCACGGACACGACCACGGCCUCGACCACAGCAUCAAGUCACACCGACGUCUCUGCGGCAGCACGGACACGACCACGACCACAGCAUCAAGUCACACCGACGUCUCUGCGGCAGCACGGACACGACCACGGCCUCGACCACAGCAUCAAGUCACACCGACGUCUCUGCGGCAGCACGGACACGACCACGACCACAGCAUCAAGUCACACCGACGUCUCUGCGGCAGCACGGACACGACCACGACCACAGCAUCAAGUCACACCGACGUCUCUGCGGCAGCACGGACACGACCACAGCAUCAAGUCACACCGACGUCUCUGCGGCAGCACGGACACGACCACGGCCACGACCACAGCAUCAAGUCACACCGACGUCUCUGCGGCAGCACGGACACGACCACGGCCACGACCACAGCAUCAAGUCACACCGACGACUCUGCGGCAGCACGGACACGACCACAGCAUCAAGUCACACCGACGUCUCUGCGGCAGCACGGACACGACCACGGCCUCGACCACAGCAUCAAGUCACACCGACGUCUCUGCGGCAGCACGGACACGACCACGGCCUCGACCACAGCAUCAAGUCACACCGACGUCUCUGCGGCAGCACGGACACGACCACGACCACAGCAUCAAGUCACACCGACGUCUCUGCAGCAGCACGGACACGACCACGGCCUCGACCACAGCAUCAAGUCACACCGACGUCUCUGCGGCAGCACGGACACGACCACGACCACGACCACAGCAUCAAGUCACACCGACGUCUCUGCGGCAGCACGGACACGACCACGGCCACGACCACAGCAUCAAGUCACACCGACGUCUCUGCGGCAGCACGGACACGACCACAGCAUCAAGUCACACCGACGUCUCUGCGGCAGCACGGACACGACCACGGCCUCGACCACAGCAUCAAGUCACACCGACGUCUCUGCGGCAGCACGGACACGACCACGGCCUCGACCACAGCAUCAAGUCACACCGACGUCUCUGCGGCAGCACGGACACGACCACGACCACAGCAUCAAGUCACACCGACGUCUCUGCAGCAGCACGGACACGACCACGGCCUCGACCACAGCAUCAAGUCACACCGACGUCUCUGCGGCAGCACGGACACGACCACGACCACAGCAUCAAGUCACACCGACGUCUCUGCGGCAGCACGGACACGACCACGGGCCACAGCAUCAAGUCACACCAACGUCUCUGCGGCAGCACGGACACGACCACGACCACAGCAUCAAGUCACACCGACGUCUCUGCGGCAGCACGGACACGACCACGACCGCGACCACAGCAUCAAGUCACACCGACAACUCUGCGGCAGCACGGACACGACCACGACCACAGCAUCAAGUCACACCGACGUCUCUGCGGCAGCACGGACACGACCACGACCACAGCAUCAAGUCACACCGACGUCUCUGCGGCAGCACGGCCACGGCCACAGCAUCAAGUCACACCGACGUCUCUGCGGCAGCACGGACACGACCACGGCCACGACCACAGCAUCAAGUCACACCGACGACUCUGCGGCAGCACGGACACGACCACGGCCACAGCAUCAAGUCACACCGACGUCUCUGCGGCAGCACGGACACGACCACGGCCUCGACCACAGCAUCAAGUCACACCGACGUCUCUGCGGCAGCACGGACACGACCACGACCACGACCACAGCAUCAAGUCACACCGACGUCUCUGCAGCAGCACGGACACGACCACGGCCUCGACCACAGCAUCAAGUCACACCGACGUCUCUGCGGCAGCACGGACACGACCACGACCACGACCACAGCAUCAAGUCACACCGACGUCUCUGCGGCAGCACGGACACGACCACGGCCACGACCACAGCAUCAAGUCACACCGACGUCUCUGCGGCAGCACGGACACGACCACAGCAUCAAGUCACACCGACGUCUCUGCGGCAGCACGGACACGACCACGGCCUCGACCACAGCAUCAAGUCACACCGACGUCUCUGCGGCAGCACGGACACGACCACGGCCUCAACCACAGCAUCAAGUCACACCGACGUCUCUGCGGCAGCACGGACACGACCACGGCCUCGACCACAGCAUCAAGUCACACCGACGUCUCUGCGGCAGCACGGACACGACCACGGCCUCGACCACAGCAUCAAGUCACACCGACGUCUCUGCGGCAGCACGGACACGACCACGGCCUCGACCACAGCAUCAAGUCACACCGACGUCUCUGCGGCAGCACGGACACGACCACGGCCUCGACCACAGCAUCAAGUCACACCGACGUCUCUGCGGCAGCACGGACACGACCACGGCCUCGACCACAGCAUCAAGUCACACCGACGUCUCUGCGGCAGCACGGACACGACCACGACCACAGCAUCAAGUCACACCGACGUCUCUGCAGCAGCACGGACACGACCACGGCCUCGACCACAGCAUCAAGUCACACCGACGUCUCUGCGGCAGCACGGACACGACCACGACCACAGCAUCAAGUCACACCGACGUCUCUGCGGCAGCACGGACACGACCACGACCACAGCAUCAAGUCACACCGACGUCUCUGCGGCAGCACGGACACGACCACGACCACAGCAUCAAGUCACACCGACGUCUCUGCGGCAGCACGGACACGACCACGACCACAGCAUCAAGUCACACCGACGUCUCUGCGGCAGCACGACCACGACCACGACCACAGCAUCAAGUCACACCGACGUCUCUGCGGCAGCACGGACACGACCACGACCACAACAUCAAGUCACACCGACGUCUCUGCGGCAGCACGGACACGACCACGACCUCGACCACAGCAUCAAGUCACACCAACGUCUCUGCGGCAGCACGGACACGACCACGACCACAGCAUCAAGUCACACCGACGUCUCUGCGGCAGCACGGACACGACCACGACCUCGACCACAGCAUCAAGUCACACCGACGUCUCUGCGGCAGCACGGACACGACCACGACCACAGCAUCAAGUCACACCGACGUCUCUGCGGCAGCACGGACACGACCACGACCACAGCAUCAAGUCACACCGACGUCUCUGCGGCAGCACGGACACAACCACGACCACAACAUCAAGUCACACCGACGUCUCUGCGGCAGCACGGACACGACCACGACCACAGCAUCAAGUCACACCGACGUCUCUGCGGCAGCACGGACACGACCACGACCACGACCACACCACAGCAUCAAGUCACACCGACGUCUCUGCGGCAGCACGGACACGACCACGACCACAGCAUCAAGUCACACCGACGUCUCUGCAGCAGCACGGACACGACCACGACCUCGACCACAGCAUCAAGUCACACCGACGUCUCUGCGGCAGCACGGACACGACCACGGCCUCGACCACAGCAUCAAGUCACACCGACGUCUCUGCGGCAGCACGGACACGACCACGGCCACGACCACAGCAUCAAGUCACACCGACGUCUCUGCGGCAGCACGGACACAAUCACAGCUAUGACCACAACCACAGCAACAUCUACGACCAAAAUCAUAGACUGUCACAGCGUGUCUCAGUGUGUGUAG